Phytophthora nicotianae INRA-310 is the source of this 1632-nucleotide messenger RNA. RefSeq lists its product as hypothetical. NCBI's taxonomy places the organism in Eukaryota, Oomycota, Peronosporomycetes, Peronosporales, Peronosporaceae. The record is from RefSeq and is a predicted model, not a curated record. The transcript has a single exon. The coding region runs from base 1 to 1632 and encodes 543 amino acids.
AUGUCAUCACGAAGGAGUGGAAAUAUACAGGAGAUCUACCAGAUAUCAGCAACUACAGACGCCCGGUGGUUGACUGCGCAGCGAAUACUGCUAGUAGCUUGGUUAAUCAUGGGUGUCAUACCUCUCACGCUGCAAAUUCGGAGCUACACACAGUUCGUCCGACCAACCAAGAUGUCCGAAAUCCUCGCCGUACCUCAAGAUCAGCAAAAAGAAACCUCAAAUAUAACGAAAGUUUGCCCUGUGGAAGCGUUUGUGCUGGCUGGAGUCUGGUGGAACUUUGAACCAACACACUACUAUCUCACUGACAAUGGCACCAUUUGCCACGCUGUUGUACCACAAUACAACACACACGGAAAUUACUUCAUCGGGAGCUCUAAAGUUGCUCCACAUCAUACUUCUCCAUCCAGUUGUGAGAACGACAGCUUUCCAUUCGACGUGUACUUUUACCACGCCAGCAUCGGAUUUUACUCGUUCUACGAAGGAGAGACGGGCACAUAUUGUGCCAACGACAAAUUAUCGUACAUUCAAGUGGAUGUUCUUGGCUCGUACGAUAUUAACGGUUCGUUCUUAGCGGAAGAUACGGGUAGUACGAAGUCCAGGGUAUCGUACUGGUAUGGCAUCGUCGGUGCGAUCUGGCUGGUUUAUCGUGCUUUAAUGAUCCGUAGAAGCUACGUCAUGAGCACUCGCUACGGUCGAAGAUGUGACGAAUUAGGAGAAACAAUCAGUCAGGAGCAAGCCGUGGUGUUUGUCCAGGAGAGUCUGCGUUUAUCUGCUCAUGGGGCUUCAAACUAUCAGCGUGCAGUGUUGCUCUAUUUGAUCGUGGAAGGAAUCAUGACGGAUUUAUUUCUUAUCAUCGCGAAUGAUGGCUGGGCCACUCGAGUGCAAUAUGCAUCGUUGGGUUAUAAUUUAUCCGGGUUAAUGCUGCUGCUGUUUGAGAUGGUGGAGAGCAUGAAUUGGCUCAGUGAGAAGUGGAGGAUGCGAAUCAAGCGAGUGUUUUUCAGUUACGAAGUCGCUCUGGUCGGUGAACUUGUCACUGCCCUGGGACUUCAAGCCUUUCUCACUGGAUUAAAUAAGUCAGACUUGAAGCGCUCCAAACCAACAGCUCUCGCGGUGUCCUAUUACUUGUGGAGUUUGAUUUGUCACGGAAUGGUAGUAAUGGUUGUCAUUGGAAUUAUCUCGUCUGUACGUGUGUUGUGGGCAUUAGUGUAUGCGUGGCUUAAACAUCGCUCCUUUGCCAUCCUGUCUGACCCAUGCUGUGUUGACACGGCUCUGGGAGUUAGGAGCAGGAUCAUGCUGCUCAGUGGCUAUUCUUUGGAAGGUGGUGUACUGUACUACAGACCAUCAGCAUUGAAAGCGUUCGGGAUGCUGAAAAUGGAGGAAGAAGGCUCUGAGUAUUUGAUUAUGCACAAAUUGCACUGGUUCACCGUCCCGAGAGACAACUUGAUCGGAAUUGGAGUUAUCACGGGUGCACGAGUGGAACCUUGCAACGAACGGCCUUGUACUGGUAUUGUUAGUUUUCUUGAUAGGAGACUAGGAGGUCCUUCCAACCAGACAAAAAACUACCAAGCUACGGUAAACCAGCGUACGAUAAAAGUUCUGGCUGCGUCAAACGAAAUGAAUGACAUUCCGUAG